GAGGCCGCCGCCAUCUUGGGGAGGUCGGGCCGCGGGAGAACUGUGUGGAGGGAGAGGCGGCCGCGCCAUCCCGGGACACCGGCCCGGCCUCGGGACACCGGCCCGGCCUCGGGACAGACGGCCACGGUUUGGCCCGGCCCGGGGGGUGCGGGACUGCGACCGGCACACAGCCCCGCGCCUGCGGCAGCGGACACGCCGCCUCCCGCCAUCCCUUCCGGGUGAGGCGGUGACCCCCGCCCCCUGAGCCCGCCGCUUCCUUUCCGCGGCGGCCGCCGGAGCAGACGGGCAGAAAUGGCUCCUCGUAAGGGCAAGGAGAAGAAGGAAGAGCAGGUCAUCAGCUUGGGACCCCAGGUUGCUGAAGGAGAGAAUGUGUUUGGGGUCUGCCACAUCUUUGCCUCCUUCAAUGACACUUUUGUCCACGUGACUGAUCUGUCUGGCAAGGAAACCAUCUGCCGCGUGACCGGUGGCAUGAAGGUGAAGGCAGACAGAGAUGAGUCCUCUCCCUACGCAGCCAUGCUGGCAGCCCAGGACGUUGCCCAGAGGUGCAAGGAGCUGGGCAUCACUGCCCUGCACAUCAAGCUGCGUGCAACUGGGGGCAACAGGACCAAGACUCCUGGACCUGGUGCCCAGUCAGCCCUGAGAGCUCUGGCCCGCUCCGGAAUGAAGAUCGGCCGCAUUGAGGAUGUCACCCCCAUCCCCUCCGACAGCACUCGCAGGAAGGGUGGUCGCCGUGGACGUCGUCUGUAACCAGUGCAGCACCUUCUGUUAUUAAAGCUCUCUUAAACCUC
This is a messenger RNA of Passer domesticus (house sparrow), 788 nucleotides long. RefSeq names its product ribosomal protein S14 (gene RPS14). The record is from RefSeq and is a predicted model, not a curated record. The transcript is spliced from 5 exons. Gene Ontology annotation, biological process: ribosomal small subunit assembly; translation. Bases 292 to 747 code for a protein of 151 amino acids. Gene Ontology annotation, cellular component: cytosolic small ribosomal subunit; ribosome. NCBI's taxonomy places the organism in Eukaryota, Metazoa, Chordata, Aves, Passeriformes, Passeridae. Gene Ontology annotation, molecular function: structural constituent of ribosome.